AGUCCAGGGACUUUUGUUGUAAUAUUAGAAAAUAUAUCUAUCUUGUAAAGGGUCCACGUAAUCGCAUAAAGGUCGGCUUCUAGUUGUCAAUCGUCAUUAGCAUUUGCGUAUUGCGGAAUCAUCGUCUUCCUUCCAUUGUCAACUUGAUCGUUUAUUCUUCCACUUUCCUCCGUGACCCAGUCUACACACACCAACCCUUCACUAUUCUCCACUUCUCCUAUAUCAAUCCACAUAUUCCAUGAUUAAACCAGUUUCUACACGCUUGAUUCAAAUGUAGUCAAAAGCCUCUCUAGCCAAAGAAAUGCGCUUUCGAUAAGUCGUUAACUUUAUAUAAGAUGGAGAAAUCAGCACAUACAAUUUCAGUUCUCAUUGCUUUAAUCAUAGUUCUACAAGGAGUAGCAAGAACAGUAGGUGAACCCCGAUCGCAAAUAGUAAAAACGGAAUGUGAUCAACAAAGAGAGCACAAUCAAACACUUUUCGUCCCAAACUUCAUUAACGUGAUGGGACGAAUUGGCAACCAAAUGCGAACUUCACUUAACGGAACAGCAGUCGUGGGAACUGGACCCGACAGUAACUACGGACUUGCCCAAUGUUACGGUGAUCUCACUUCACAAGAUUGCGUCAUAUGCUAUUCGGAAGCCCGUACUGUUCUUCCCAGCUGCUUUCCAAACAACGGUGGUCGAAUUUACCUCGACGGUUGUUUUAUGCGAGUACAGAAUUACAGCUUUUACCAUGAGUAUACCGGGCCUAACGACACGUAUGUUUGUGGGAAUACAACUAGAAAGAAUACAUUGUUUCAAGAUACGGUAAAACAGGCUGUGUUAAACGCUGUAACGGAUGCAACAAGAAGUAGUGAUUACUUUGCGAGGGUUCCGUUGCUGACAGCUAGUCGAAAUGAGUCAGUGUAUGUGCUGGCACAAUGCUGGAGGACGUUGAGUCCGAGUGCUUGUAGGGCGUGUUUGGAGAACGCGUCUGAGACAAUAACGAAAUGCAUACCAUGGUCCGAGGGCCGUGUGUUGAACACGGGGUGUUUUAUGAGGUAUUCGGAUACUGAUUUUUUCAAUCCUAUACCAGCCGCAAGCAACUCUAGCAAUAAAGGGAAGAUAAUAGCUAUUGUUGUUUCUGUCGUUAGCGCUUUGGUGGUGUUAACCGUUGCAUUGAUAGUUGUUUUGUAUAUCCGGAAACAUAGAUAUAUACAGAAGAAGAGAAAAGGGUCUUAUGAUGUCAAGAAACUGUCGAAGAUGCUUAACGAUAGUAGCUUAAACUUCAAAUACCUUACUGUUGAGAAAGCCACAGGAAAUUGGGACGAGUCGAAUAAGCUCGGACAAGGAGGAUUUGGGACCGUCUACAAGGGGGUUCUUCAAGAUGGAAGAGAGAUUGCGGUGAAGAGACUUUAUUUCAACAACAAAUUCAGAGCGGCAGAUUUUUAUAACGAAGUUAACAUGAUUAGCAGUGUUGAACAUAAAAACCUGGUUAGGUUGUUAGGAUGCAGCUGUUCGGGACCUGAAAGCAUUCUUGUAUAUGAAUAUCUACCCAACAUGAGCCUCGACCGCUACAUUUUUGAUGCAACAAAGGGGAAGGCGUUAAACUGGGAGAAGAGAUUUGAGAUUAUAAUUGGUACAGCAGAAGGCCUUGUUUACCUCCAUGAGAACACCAGAUGUCGGAUAAUUCACCGAGAUAUUAAAGCUUCUAAUAUCUUAUUAGACUUGAGGUUUCGCGCUAAAAUAGCUGAUUUCGGGUUGGCUAGAUCUUUUCAAGAUGAUAAGAGCCACAUCAGCACCGCCAUUGCGGGAACACUAGGAUACAUGGCUCCGGAGUACCUAGCCCAUGGUCAGUUAACCGAAAAGGCUGAUGUCUAUAGCUUUGGCGUUCUGAUUUUGGAGGUUGUCACUGGAAUGGAAAACAACAAAAGCAAAACCACAGAAUAUACCGACAGCUUAGUUGCUAUCGCGUGGAAUCAUUUCCAGCAAAAUAAGGUGGAGGAAAUAUUUGACCCGAACCUAAUGAUGCAUAUAUAUCCGAACAUCAAUUACCAGAAAGAAGCUAUAAAAGUGGUACAAGUAGGACUUCUUUGCACUCAAGAAGCUCCAGAUUUACGACCAUCUAUGUCAACUGUACUCAAAAUGCUAGCAAAAGACGACGAACCUUUACCCCUCCCGGCUAAUCCGCCUUUUAUAGAUGAGAAAACUAUGGAGCUCAAUAACAUCCCACAAAAAUCGCAACAUUACUCUUACAGUGAUAGUUCUAGUUCCGUUGCUACUGUCGACAAUAGCCAUUUCUUCCCGCGUUGACCUUAGUUUGUUAUCAAAAUCAAUGGUAGGAAAGAGAUCUUGUCUAUGGAAGAAGGAAGAUUCCGAUAUUUUUUUGUAUUAUAUAUCAUAUUAUUAUUUGUUUGCUUAUUGGUUUACACGAUUUGUCAAAAGGGUACUUAGUCACAUUGUUUAUAAAGAUUGAUAAUACAUAGGUAUUAUUUUUGUA
Molecule: messenger RNA, 2478 nt
Organism: Helianthus annuus (common sunflower)
Lineage: Eukaryota; Viridiplantae; Streptophyta; Magnoliopsida; Asterales; Asteraceae
Product: cysteine-rich receptor-like protein kinase 2
Exons: 8
Coding region: 336-2291 (651 amino acids)
Biological process (GO): protein phosphorylation
Molecular function (GO): protein kinase activity; ATP binding
Source: RefSeq, a predicted model, not a curated record